Tuber aestivum (summer truffle) is the source of this 1339-nucleotide messenger RNA. The record is from the annotation of a GenBank genome assembly. Lineage: Eukaryota; Fungi; Ascomycota; Pezizomycetes; Pezizales; Tuberaceae.
CUACUUAAACCUUCCUCGUCCACCCAACUCCCACAACCACACCAUCCACCACCAAAAAGUCGGAGACAACCGAGCAGUACACCUAGACCAGCCCCUGUCCUCUACAAUUUUCCUCAUCGGCGUGCUAUCGAGACUUCAAGUUCGCCUUAUCGCCAGAUGGAAAACCGUAUUACCGACGACGCUUCCGGUCCUGUUGAGCUGACCCCAUCUACCGCCGAUCCUGAAUCGGUAUCCCUUGAGGAAUGUGUACGGAAAUUUCAAAACUGGUGGUUAGGUGGUGAGAGUUUUGGCUGUCCCGGAGGUGAGGAGGGAUUGGAGCUAAGAAUGCAAAUGCCUAAAUCUGAUUUUAUCAGAUUCAGCGAGAUCUUAGAUGUAGGCGAUGAUGAAAAGUAGGACUCCCUCUUGACUCCACUUUAAAGUCAAUUACUAAGUAGUGUCAGGUUUCCGAAAAUUUCGUUUAAUGCGUUAACCUCCACACUCAUCAUUCAACAUAUGCCAACCCCGAUUCAUGAAAAGGUUAUCAGCACAGUCUCGGAAGGGUUCAAUCUAGCAAGAAGUAGCCUCCCUACACCGCUUCGUGAGAGAAUCGCCAUCGUCUACAAUGAAAAUUUCCGCUCUUUUAAACGUGGUUACAGAGGGUCCCGAAAAGUACCCGAUACCAUGGUUCAAGUGGAAAAUGCAGCAGGGACUCUGGAGGUAAAGUUCAUAUUGGAAGUGGGUUAUGCUGAGACGUAUGACGAUCUGGUUCGGGAUGCCAGAAUGUGGUUAGAGAGAACAGACACCGUGUCCACAGUGAUGCUAGUAAAAAUGAAUGAGGAUCCCGCUUACCAAAAUCCAACCUCACGACUUACCGAUAAAGAGUUUGACACCCCAGAAUUUCCUCCAUCUGGAGAAGUUUCCCAAGAACAUUUCUCCCUUGAUGAGGCCCAUGGACCUGCUUGUUAUAAAGGUCUACGUUGGGUCGGAAAAAUUACCGGUUCAAUUGAAAUCUGGAAACGUCAUCCCACGUCUCACUUGGCAAUUCGCACGUUCGGCCCCCAUGUAAUUGACUCCUCAAGACGGGGAAAGAUGAUGUUUCUGAUAUAGCUAACUUGCAUAGAACCACUUAAACGCAGAAAAUACGACCUAUACAUACUUUCACCUCUCCGAUUUCUUGGACGUCUCCUUUGAAGAAGACCAUCAUGUUGGCUUUGACUGGGGUCUCUUCCACAGAGAACUAGGAACUUAUAUCAGUGAGUUGGCGGUGGAACGGGCUGGUGAGGCACUCGAAGCUCUUGAAGGAAGAGCGAAUAUGCUGGACCAUGCUUUUCAACCCUCCCCUGCCGCUGGUUCCACGUAG